GGUUGUUGCUGCCGGAGUUCUUGGCGCUGACGCUCCCGCCGAGGGAGGGACCGAGCUGCCACGCCGCGCGUCCGCACCUCCCGUGACAUCAGUCCACGCUGCAGAGCCCACGGAGCACCCGGGAGCCGCUGUGCCGCAGAGACCCGCUUUGUGAAAGUUUCUCUGAACUUCUGCGGAGCCGCGGGCGCUUUUGUUUCCAUGCAGAACCCGGCAGCGCGUCCGAGGAGCCGCCGCGCAGACGCAGCUGCAGCGUGAGGCGCUGACAGCCGUUCUCUCUGCGCUCCUGCUGCCGAGUCCACAGCCAUCUGACCCGGGGCGGACCCUGGUGGACUGACCGGCCCGGAGCAGGGGUCCCUUCCCCGGCUCCACCUGCAGGGUCUCCCCGCCGCUGGACGCGUCUCGCAUCGGCAGGAUGUCGGACUCUGCCUCCAGCUUCCUCCACAUCGGAGACAUCGUGUCUCUGUAUGCGGAGGGAUCCGUGAACGGCUUCAUCAGCACGCUGGGGUUAGUCGACGACCGAUGCGUGGUGGAACCAGCAGCCGGAGAUUUGGAGAACCCUCCAAAGAAGUUCAGAGACUGCCUCUUCAAGGUGUGUCCCAUGAGCCGCUACUCGGCCCAGAAGCAGUACUGGAAGGCCAAGCAGGCCAAGCAUGAGAAGGACAAGAUCGGCGACGUGGUUCUGCUGCAGAAGCUGCAGCACGCGUCCAACCUGGAGCAGAAGCAGAACGAGACGGAGAACAAGAAGGUCCACGGAGACGUGGUCAAAUACGGCACCGUCCUACAGCUGCUCCACAUGAAGAGCAACAAAUACCUGACGGUGAACAAGCGUCUGCCGGCUCUGCUGGAGAAGAACGCCAUGAGGGUCACGCUGGACGGGACGGGGAACGAAGGCUCCUGGCUCUUCAUCCAGCCGUUCUGGAAGCUCCGCGCCAACGGAGACAACGUGGUUGUGGGAGAUAAGGUCAUCCUGAACCCGGUGAACGCCGGCCAGCCGCUGCACGCCUCCAACUACGAGCUGAGCGACCAUCCAGGAUGUAAAGAGGUGAACUCUGUGAACUGCAACACCAGCUGGAAGAUCAACCUGUUCAUGAUGUUCAGCGACCACAGAGAGGAGGUCCUGAAAGGAGGUGAUGUGGUGCGUUUGUUCCACGCCGAGCAGGAAAAGUUUCUGACCUGCGACGAGUACAAAAGCAAGCUGCACGUUUUUCUGCGAACGACGCUGAGGCAGUCGGCGACGUCCGCCACCAGCUCCAACGCGCUGUGGGAGGUCGAGGUCGUCCAUCAUGACCCCUGCCGUGGGGGGGCGGGGCACUGGAACAGCCUCUACAGAUUCAAACACCUGGCGACAGGAAACUACCUGGCGGCAGAGGAGAACCCGGCUUAUAAAGGAGACGCUGCUGACCUCUCGGCCUCGAUGGACAAGAGCCGGAUCAGCAAGCGUUCCCUCGGCGAGCGGAUCAAGUUCAAGCUGAUGGUGGUGCCUCACGGAAACGACAUCGCCUCGCUGUUCGAGCUCGACCCGACCACGCUGCAGAAGACCGACUCCUUCGUCCCGCGAAACUCUUACGUCCGGCUCAGACAUCUCUGCACCAACACCUGGAUCCACAGCACCAACGUUCCCAUCGACAUCGACGAGGAGCGGCCCAUCCGACUCAUGCUGGGGACGUGUCCCACCAAAGAGGACAAGGAGGCGUUCGCCAUCGUCUCCGUUCCCGUCAUGGAGAUCCGAGAUCUGGACUUCGCCAACGACGCCAGCGCCAUGCUGGCGACCGUGGUGGAGCAGUUCAGCUCCGGCUUCAUCAGCCAGAACGACCGCAGGUUCGCCAUCAAGCUGCUGGAGGACGUGGUUUUCUUCGUGGCAGACGUCGCCAACAGCGGCCAGCCGGUUCUGGACGUGGUCAUGACCAAACCCAACCGAGAGCGGCAGAAACUGAUGAGAGAGCAGAACAUCCUGAAACAGAUCUUCGGCAUCCUGAAGGCUCCCUUCAAGGACCGAGGGGAAGGUGAGGGCGCUCUGCUGCAGCUGGAGGAGCUGGUCGACCAGAAGAACGCGCCGUACCAGUACAUGUUGCGCCUCUGCUACCGGGUCCUGCGACACUCACAGGACGACUACCGCAAGAACCAGGAGCACAUAGCCAAGCAGUUUGGCGUGAUGCAGAGUCAGAUCGGCUACGACAUCCUGGCCGAGGACACCAUCACCGCCCUCCUGCACAACAACCGCAAACUGCUGGAGAAACACAUCACCAAGACCGAGGUGGAGACCUUCGUCAGCCUGGUGCGCAAGAACCGGGAGCCCAGGUUUCUGGACUACCUCUCUGAUCUGUGUGUGUCCAACAACGUUGCCAUCCCCGUCACCCAGGAGCUGAUCUGUAAAUGUGUGCUGGAUCCCAAGAACCAGGACAUCCUCAUCAAGACAGAGCGACGUGUGCCCAAAGAGGCGCCCCCUGGAGUCGUUGGGGGAGAAUACCUGGGGAUGGACGACUAUGGAGACGAGGAUGAGGUCUGGCUGAUGUGGAUGGAUAAAAACUCUGAGAAACAGGAGAAGAGCAUCAGACAGCUCGCCCAGGAAGCCAGACAAGGGAAUGCUCACGAUGAAAACGUCCUCACCUACUACAGGUACCAGCUGAAGCUCUUUGCUCGGAUGUGUCUGGACCGCCAGUACCUGGCCAUAGACGAGAUCUCCAAGCAGCUGGACGUGGAACUCAUCUUCCUCUGCAUGAUGGACGAGACACUGCCCUUUGACCUCCGGGCUUCUUUCUGCCGCCUCAUGCUGCACGCCCAUGUGGACCGAGACCCUCAGGAGCUCGUCACCCCGGUGAAGUUCGCACGACUCUGGACUGAGAUACCGACCUCCAUCACCAUCAAAGAUUAUGAUUCAAAUCUGGAUGACAGCAGAGACAACAAGAAGAACCGUUUUGCCAACACCAUGGUCUUCAUGGAAGAGUAUCUGAACAACGUCCUGAACGACGACCUGCCUUUCCACAACGAGGAAAAAAACAAACUCACAUAUGAGGUGGUGAGUUUAGCCAGGCAUUUAAUCUACUUUGGCUUCUACAGUUUCUUUGAGCUGCUCAGACUGACCAGGACUCUGCUUGGCAUCAUCGACUGCAGACCAAAUCCUGCACACACCACCCUGCCGUUUCAGGAGGAGGGCUCAGGGAGGAACGUACGGCGCACCAUACAUGGGAUGGGCCAGAUGAUGUCCACCAUGGUCCUCAACCGAAGACAGUCCACGUUUGGAGGGUCUGGGCCGAGGGGGGCAGGGUUUGCUCUGGAGGGACAGCGAGGCAGUAAAGAUAGCAUCGAUAACUUGGAUCUGACCGUGAUGGACACCAAACUAAAGAUCCUGGAGAUACUGCAGUUCAUCCUGAACGUUCGCCUGGACUAUCGUAUCUCCUUCCUGCUGUCCGUCUUCAAAAAGGAGUUUGUGGACGUUUAUCCCAUGGGCGAAGCGGACGCCACCACUAACAUGGAGCAAGCAGCGGCCAUAAACCUGCCGCAGAUUGGAGACCAAGCCGAGGCGAUGUUUGGAGUCGGGAAGGUGAACAGCAUCCUGGAGGUGGACGAUGAAGGCGGCCGGAUGUUCCUGCGCGUCUUGAUCCAUCUGACGAUGCAUAACUACGCUCCCCUGGUGUCCGGAGCGCUGCAGCUGCUCUUCAGGCACUUCAGCCAGAGGCAGGAAGUGCUGCACACCUUCAAACAGGUCCAGCUGCUGAUCUCCGCUCAGGAUGUGGAAAACUAUAAACUGAUCAAGGCAGACCUGGACCGCCUGCGGACGCUGGUGGAGAAGUCUGAGCUGUGGGUGGAGAAAAAGAGCUCAGGUGGAGAGGGCAAGAAAGACAAGAAAGACAAGAAGGAGAAAGGGGAGGGGGCAUCAGUGGAGCCGUCGCCAAAGAAACAGAAGCCGCAGAAAGGUAACGAGAGCUACCAGAAUGUCAAAGAGAUCCUGGAGAGGCUGAACAGGAUGUGCAGCACUGGAGUUUGGAAGAAGCAGCAGCGGUUGCUGAAGAACAUGGGAGCUCAUAAAGUCAUGCUGGACCUGCUGCAGGUGUCCUACGACAAGAGUGACGUGAAGAUGCAGGAGAUCAUCAAAUACACUCACAUGUUUCUGCAGAAGUUCUGCAUGGGGAACCAGGAGAACCAAGCUCUGCUGCACAAGAACCUCAACCUGUUCCUCAACCCCGGGCUGCAGGAGGCAGAGACGGUGCAGCACAUCUUCAGCAACAACUACCAGCUGUGCAGUGAGAUCUCUGAGAGCGUGCUGCAGCACUUCAUCCACUGCCUGGCCACGCAUGGCCGCCACGUCCAGUACCUCAACUUCCUGCACACCAUCAUCAAGGCGGAGGGGAAGUACGUGAAGAAGUGCCAGGACAUGAUCAUGACCGAGCUGACCAACGCGGGCGAGGACGUGGUCGUCUUCUACAACGACAAGGCUUCCUUCAACGCCAUGCUGGAGCUGAUGGCCGAGAGCAGGGAGGGCGUCGGCGAGAGCAGCCCGCUCAGGUACCACAUCUCCCUGGUGGAGCUGCUGGCCGCCUGCGCCGAGGGGAAGAACGUCUACACGGAGAUCAAAUGCACGUCGCUGCUGCCGCUGGAGGACGUGGUCCGGGUGGUGACGCACGAGGACUGCAUCACCGAGGUGAAGGUCGCCUACGUGAACUUUGUGAACCACUGCUACGUGGACACCGAGGUGGAGAUGAAGGAGAUCUACACCUCCAACCACAUCUGGAAGCUCUUUGAGGACUUCACCGUGGACAUGGCCCGGGUCUGCAAUAAACGCGAGAAGCGUCUGUCCGACCCGGUCCUGGAGAAGUACAUCAUCAACGUGGUGUUCGACACCAUCAACGCCUUCUUCAGCUCGCCCUUCUCUGAGAACAGCACGUCUCUGCAGACCCACCACACCAUCGUGAUCCAGCUGCUCCAGUCCUCCGUCCGGCUGCUGGACUGUCCCUGGCUGCAGCAGCAGCACAGAGGACAGGUGGAGACCUGCAUCAAGACGCUGUCCCUCACAGCUAAGAACCGCUCCAUCUCGCUGCCUCUGGAGCUGGAGGCCCAGAUCAACAACGUGCUGGCCAGCUCGGCUCAGAACACGCUGUCCCGCUCCAACCCCAACUACAAGUCCUCCACCCGCUCCUCCAGGCCCAUCGUCUCCAGCAACCCCUGGGACUACAAGAACAUCAUCGAGAAGCUGCAGGACAUCAUCAACACUCUGGAGGACCGCCUGAAGCCGCUGGUCAACGCGGAGCUCUCCGUGCUGGUGGACGUCCUCCAUCAGCCAGAGCUGCUCUUCCUGGAGGGGACCGACGCCCGGCAGCGCUGCGAGUCCGGAGGCUUCAUCUCCAAGCUGAUCCAGCACACCAAGGCGCUGAUGAGCUCUGAGGAGAAGCUGUGCAUCAAAGUCCUGAGGACGCUGCAGGAGAUGCUCAUCAGAACGCUGGACUUUGAUGAAAAGGGGAUGUCGCUGCGGAAAGUCCUGCUGCAGAAUUAUCUGUUUUCCAAUAAGAAGAUCAACCAGAAAAACGAGCUGGCUGAGCUGGGAGUUGCAGGAGGCGAACAGGAGCGCGACUGGGCGGCGGUGGCGGCCAUCCAGUGCCGUCUGGACCGAGAAGGAGGAACCAAGCUGUUCACGGACCUGGUGAUGAGCUCCAAGAACGACAAGAUCUUCCAGGAGAGCAUCCAGCUGGCCAUCUGUCUGCUGGAGGGAGGGAACACGGAGAUACAGAACUCCUUCUACAAGCUGAUGAUGGGCGACAACAAGUCAGAGAAGUUCUUCAAAGUUCUUCAUGACCGGAUGAAAGAAGCGCAGACGGACAUCAAAGCAACGGUUUCUGUGAACGUGGGUGAAAUGACGCACAAGGCCAGCGAGAAGGAGCUGGAGGCCGGUGGUUCUGCAACACUGGUUCUCCCUGGUUCUGGAGGUCAUCCUCUCUUGGUCCAGGGUCAGUCCAUCGCCCCGGUGUCUGGGGCCUCCGCCCUGCCGGCGCUGCCUGCAGAGGAGCAGCGGGAGGUGGAGACGGAGAUGGGACCCGCGGUUACCAUCAUGAAGCCCAUCCUGAGGUUCCUGCAGCUGCUGUGUGAGAACCACAACAAUGACCUGCAGAACUUUCUGCGGAGCCAGAACAACAAGACCAACUACAACCUGGUGUGUGAGACGCUGCAGUUCCUGGACAUCAUGUGUGGCAGCACCACCGGCGGGCUGGGCCUGCUGGGCCUCUACAUCAACGAGUCCAACGUCCACCUGAUCAUCCAGACCCUGGAGACGCUCACAGAGUACUGCCAGGGCCCCUGCCAGGAGAACCAGACCUGCAUCGUGACCCACGAGUCCAACGGCAUCGACAUCAUCACGGCUCUGAUCCUCAACGACAUCAGCCCGCUGUGUCGCUACCGCAUGGAGAUGGUUCUGCAGCUGAAGGACAACGCGUCCAAACUGCUGCUGGCGCUGAUGGAGAGCCGCCAUGACAACGAGAACGCUGAGAGGAUCCUGUUCAACCUGCGGCCCAGAGAACUGGUGGACGAGAUAAAGAAGGCCUACCACCAGGACAGCGAGUGUGAGGACGUGGAGGUGGAGGUGUCUCCUCGGGAGGUGGGACACAACAUCUACAUCCUGGCUCAGCAGCUGGCGAGACACAACAAGGUUCUGCAGAACCUCCUGAAGCCCCCGAAGAACGGCAAGGAGGGAGAGGAGGGCAUCUCCUCCAUGCUGAACCUCAACAACCGUCCUCUGUCUCAGAUGUUGAAGUCCACAGCUCCAGCUGAGGUGGUGGAUCAGGAUCCUCUGGAGUACUACGACCAGCUCACUGCUCAGAUAGAGAUUGUUCGUGAGGACCGCAGCAUGGAGCAGAUCGUGUUUCCCGUCCAUCCCAUCUGUGAGUUUCUCACCGAGGAGUCCAAGGUGCGGGUUUUCAACACCACGGAGCAGGACGAGCAGGGUUCCAAGGUCACGCACUUCUUCGAGCAGACGUCCUUUCUGCACGGGGAGAUGGAGUGGCAGAAGAAGCUGAGGAGUAUGCCCGUUCUCUACUGGUUCUCCAGGAGGAUGACUCUCUGGGGGACCAUCUCCUUCAACCUCGCCGUCUUCAUCAACCUCAUCAUCGCCUUUUUCUACCCCUACGACUCCGGCCAGGGAGCCAUCGAUGACUCCAUGCUGCUGAUGCUGUUCUGGAUCCUGACCGGACUCUCCGUCCUGGGCCUGGUCUCCAAGCAGUACGGCCUGCAGCCGCUCACGCUGGCGCUGAUCCUCCGGUCCAUCUACCAUCUGGGCAUCGGCAACACGCUCAUCCUGCUCGGGUCGCUCAACCUGAUCAAUAAGGUGGUGUACGUGGUGAGCUUCGUGGGGAACAACGGGACCUUCAUCAUGGGCUACAAAGCCAUGGUGAUGGACGUGGAGUUCCUCUACCACCUGGCCUACGUCCUCACCUCCACGCUGGGACUCUUUGUCCAUGAGCUCUUCUACAGCAUCCUGCUCUUUGACCUGAUCUACCGGGAGGAGACCCUCUUCAACGUGAUCAAGAGCGUGACCCGCAACGGCCGCUCCAUCCUGCUGACGGCGCUGCUCGCCCUCAUCCUCGUCUACCUCUUCUCCAUCCUGGGCUUCCUCUUCCUGAAGGAGGACUUCAUCAUGGAGGUGGACCCUCUGCUGCAGAUCUCUGCAGAUCCGCAGCAGACCGAAGCCUCGCAGGAUUUCCUCAAGUCGUGCUCAGCAGACGGAGUCAGCUGCACGGAUGAGACCAGGGUGGAAACGGUGGCUGAGGAGGAAGAGGAGCCCAACACGGAGCGGGCCUGCGACACGCUGCUCAUGUGCAUCGUCACCGUCCUGAACCACGGGCUGAGGAACGGCGGGGGAGUGGGGGACGUCCUCCGCAAGCCGUCCAAGAACGAGCCGCUGUUUCCGGCCCGCGUCGUCUACGACCUGCUCUUCUACUUCAUCGUCAUCAUCAUCGUCCUCAACCUGAUCUUCGGCGUCAUCAUCGACACCUUCGCCGACCUGAGGAGCGAGAAGCAGAAGAAGGAGGAGAUCCUGAAGACCACGUGUUUCAUCUGCGGUCUGGAGCGGGACAAGUUUGACAACAAGACGGUGUCGUUUGAGGAGCACAUCAAGCUGGAGCACAACAUCUGGAACUACCUGUACUUCAUCGUCCUGGUCCGGGAGAAGAACAAGACGGACUACACGGGACCGGAGAGCUACGUGGCCCACAUGAUCAAGAACAACAACCUGGACUGGUUCCCGCGGAUGCAGGCCAUGUCCCUGGUGGUGACGGACGGCGACGGCGAGCAGAACGAGAUGCGGAUGCUGCAGGACAAGCUGGGCUCCACCAUGAAGGUGGUGAUCACGCUGACGGGGCAGCUCAACGAGCUCAAGGAGCAGAUGACGGAGCAGAGGAAGAGGAGGCAGAGGAUGGGAUUCGCCGACAUCCAGGCCGGGGGGAGCGGCGCCCUGCCGCCGACCGCCGCCGGAGGAAACCAUCAGAUCUACAAGCCCUGAUGAACCCGACCGGCGUCCAGCUGGACUGAUGCUGGACUGAACCUGCAGCCGAUCCACACCGAUCUGUUCCUCAAUCUCUGCCGUCACUCUCACACCAAGUGGUUAGAGAGACGUUGUCCGAGUCCAACGCUGCGUUUCUCAUGUUUCUGCUGUUCUGGUGCACAAGAACUCCUACAAAUCAGCUCAAUAACUUAGCAUAAAACCUGCUGAGUCAUCAUGAAACCUGCUGAGUCGUCAUAAAAUGCUGCUGAGUCGUCAUAAAAUCUUGCUGAGUCGCCAUAAAAACCUGCUGAGUCAUCAUGAAACCUGCUGAGUCGUCAUGAAACCCGCUGAGUCGUCAUAAAACUCGCUGAGUCGUCAUAAAACCUGCUGCGUCGUCAUAAAAACCUGCUGAGUCGCCAUAAAAACCUGCUGAGUCGUCAUAAAAUCCUGCUGAGUCGUCAGGAAACUUGCUGAGUCGCCAUAAAAACUUGCUGAGUCGUCAUAAAACCCGCUGAGUCGUCUGUUUUUGUGUGUAAAUACCUUUUAGCAGCUAAGAGGAUCUGCAGCUUAUGGUUCCCGUGCCAUAUAAAUUAUUCAGAAGCGUUAAAAGGAUCUUCAGGAAGCUGGAGAUCCGGUUUGUAAAACACUGAGUUCAGUUUCUAGCAGCUUUGUGUAGAAGAAGAGUGAAAAUCACUACAUUUUAAAAGGCAAGCUUUUUAAAGCAGAGAAGGAAACAUUUUUCCAUGAAUUUUGUGUGGAUUUUGCUAAAUUACCUGAAUUGUUAUUAUGUGAAGAAAAUGUUCUUAUUUUAAAGGGAAGUUGUGGCUGAGAAAGAAAAAUGUUUCAGACGAUCAGAUCAUGUUCUAAUAGUGUAAAAAGUUUUCUUUCCUCAAAUAAAACUGUUGCUCA
Fundulus heteroclitus (mummichog) is the source of this 9373-nucleotide messenger RNA. RefSeq names its product inositol 1,4,5-trisphosphate receptor, type 3 (gene itpr3). The transcript has 59 exons. Lineage: Eukaryota; Metazoa; Chordata; Actinopteri; Cyprinodontiformes; Fundulidae. The record is from RefSeq and is a predicted model, not a curated record. Gene Ontology annotation, molecular function: inositol 1,4,5-trisphosphate-gated calcium channel activity; inositol 1,4,5 trisphosphate binding. Gene Ontology annotation, biological process: calcium ion transmembrane transport. Gene Ontology annotation, cellular component: membrane; endoplasmic reticulum. Bases 413 to 8482 code for a protein of 2689 amino acids.